Molecule: messenger RNA, 2976 nt
Organism: Cornus florida
Lineage: Eukaryota; Viridiplantae; Streptophyta; Magnoliopsida; Cornales; Cornaceae
Product: disease resistance protein RPV1-like
Exons: 5
Coding region: 1-2976 (991 amino acids)
Biological process (GO): defense response; signal transduction
Molecular function (GO): protein binding; ADP binding
Source: RefSeq, a predicted model, not a curated record
AUGGCAGCUCCCUGUAAGUACCAUUUGUUCAUAUCUUUCAGCGGUGAGGAUACUCGCAAGAACGUUACGGCCCACCUCUUGGCCGCUUUGGAGAGGCAUAACUUUUCCGUAUUCAGAGAUGACACUAAGCUCGAAACAGGAAUAGAAAUUGGUACCGGAUUGUUCAACGCAAUCGAGCAAUCAAAGCUUUACAUAAUUGUAUUCUCGAAAAGCUACACGUCCUCACGUUGGUGCCUUGACGAGCUCGUGAAGAUCAUGAAUUGCAAGGACACACUCAAUCGGAGUCUUAUUCCCAUCUUUUAUGACGGUGACCCCUCCGACGUUCGGAAACAAAAGAAUUUCUAUGCAUUUAAUGAAGAAAAACUCGGUGCCAGAAUGCGCGACAAGGAAUUGGUGGAGAAUUGGACGUCGGCUCUGACUAGGGCUGGAAAUUUGCCCGGUCACGUCCGAAAAAAUGUGAACAACGGGUGUGAGGCGACAUUAAUUGAGCGUGUUGUUAGACAAGUUAUAGCUCAAUUAAAUCCUACGUGUUUAUUUGUUGCGAGCUACCCAGUUGGAAUUGAAUAUCGUGUUCAACGACUCAGUAAGUUUCUACAGCUGGGGUUGGAAAACGAAGAUGUUAGGAUUGUUGCCAUAUGGGGUUUUAGUGGAACAGGUAAGACUACAAUUGCUAAAGCGAUGUAUAAUCGCAUACAUAGUGAAUUUGAAAGCAGUAGCUUUCUUUCUGAAGUUGGAAAAUUCAAGAGCCUUGUUAAGUUACAAAAAGAGCUUCUUCGUGAUCUCCUAAAGGAUAGUGAACUGAAAGUAAAAGACGAGGAUAAUGGAAUUCAGUUGAUAAAAGAGUUAGCAUGGGAUCAAAGGCGUCGAAAGGUUCUUCUUGUUCUUGAUGAUGUGGACGACAAGUGCCAAUUGGAGGCAUUAGCCAUAGAUCGUGAUUUGUUAGGUCCUGGAAGUAGAGUCAUAAUAACAACUAGAGAUUUGGCUUCAGUAAAAUCGCUGGGACUUGGAGGGGAUGAGAUGUAUAUGCCUGAAGAGUUGAGUGAUGAGGAUUCUCUUCGACUCUUCAAUUGGCAUGCCUUUAAUGGAGACCCACCUGUACAAGACUAUAAGAUCCUCUCUGAGGAAGUAGUGAAUUAUUCUAAGGGGGUUCCUUUAGUUCUUGAAGUUUUAGGUUCCUCUUUGUUGGGCGAAACCGUUCCUGUGUGGAGAAGUCUAUUGAAGAAGUUGAAAGACAUUCCUCAUAAUGAUGUUCAAGAAAAACUUAUGCUGAGCCUCCAUAACCUUGAUGGUAAACAGCUGGGUUUAUUUCUAGAUAUUGCAUGUUUUUUUGUAGGAAUGGACCAAGAUUUGUCAUUCAAAAUAUUAGAAGGUUGCGGUUUCUAUCCAGAUCAUGAUAUUGGGGUUCUAUUUCGUCGUUUUCUUGUAAGCAUUGAUGGACAUGAACGGUUUAUGAUGCAUGAUCUAAUUCAAAAAAUGGCUAGAGAGAUCGUCCGCCGACAAUCCACUGAACAUCCAGGCAGACGUAGUAGAUUAUGGGAUUAUGAAGAAGUUCUCAAAGUACUGAAAAAUGAAACAGGGACAGAAGAAGUUUUAGGCUUAGUCCUGAACUCGCCAAAAUCAGAGAAGCUAGAUGCGAAGGCAUUUGCAAAGAUGAAGAAUCUGAGGUUGCUUAAUCUCAAUUAUGCCCAACUAGGUGGAAGCUGCGAACAUCUUUCUAAAGAACUUGUAUGGUUAUCUUGGAAAGCAUUUUCUUUAGAAUGUAUACCAUCAUCCUUCUUUAUGAAGAAUCUGGUUGCCCUUGACUUGAGCUAUAGCAAACUCAAACAGGUUUGGGAAGAAACAAAGUUUUUGUGCAAAUUGAAAUACCUCAAUCUCAGUCAUUCCUAUCUCUUGAUUAAAACUCCGGACUUCACGGGACUCACCAGUCUUGAGAAAUUAUUGCUCAAUGAUUGUAAAAAGCUGGUAGAGGUUCACCGCACUAUUGGACGUCUCAAAAAUCUUAUUGUCUUGGAUAUUAAGAAUUGCAAGAAUCUUAAGAAGAUUCCCUUGAGCAUUUUCAUGUUGAAGUCUCUCGCUGAUUUCAAUAUGUCCGGCUGCUCCAAAUUAGAGUGGCCAGCAUUUUUUCGAAGAUCGCCACCCGAAUCAAGCUUUUCGUCGUUACAAUUGUCAAGUAGCAUCAGAUCAUUAUAUAUGGAAAACUGCAAUAUAACAAAUGUGCCCAGUGAAAUUGGUAGAUUGGUGUCCUUGGAAUAUUUGAAUCUUAGCAGAAACAAAUUUUCUAACCUACCAGCUACCAUCACUAGCCUUCCACGACUGGGGAAUCUCAACAUACACACAUGUAGUCAGCUUGAAUCACUUCCAGCGCUUCCAGUAAGUUUAAAGGAAUUGUGGGCAGACGACUGCACAUCAUUGCAGAGCAUGUCAAUUGAAUCAAAAGCAGCAGGAGUACAAUUCAUGAGUUUUAAAGGUUGUCCCAAAUUAGUCAACGACAAUGCUGCAUAUAAUUUUAGAAGAAAUCUCCUCAGAUAUCAGGGACUUCGAGAAGUGUUGCGUAUUUGUUUUCCCGGGGGUGAGGUUCCGAGGUGGUGCUACUACCAGAGUGAGGGAUACUUUAUACGUUUUCGAAUGCCUCAGCUGGGUCUGAUAAUACAAGGGAUUAUUGUCUGCUUUGUUUUUUCUCACCGCGUCUCAGGAGAUGUUACAUUCCCAUACAUCACUACAUGUUGCGUUUCUAAUAAAACCAAGUGGUCUCAGGGACCACAUUGUGAAAUACAAAUAAAUUUGCAUGCAGAUAGAUUUGAACAAAUGUUCCUCUCCUACAUACCAAUCCGGCACCUUAAACUUUGUUGGUUGGAAGAUGGAGAUGAAGUGGAAAUGACAAUUAGACAAGUGCUAGGAAGACGUUUAGGUUUAUGGGUGAAGAGGUUAGGGGUUAGUCUGAUUUACGAGGGCGAUGAGAAUAAUCCGGACUCAUGA